AUGCAGAGUCCAAGUGUCCUUCGCUUGUUGACGAUCUCAGCGACUGCUUCGCUAGCUGCUACGAUCACACUCGCGCAGCAGGCUGGCUCCAACACGGCCGAGACGCACCCGUCGCUGACGACCCAGAGCUGUACAAGCAAUGGAUGCACCGACGAAGAUACAUCCAUCGUGUUGGACGCCAAUUGGCGCUGGUUGUACAAGGAGGGCACGUCCACCAACUGCUACUCAGGCAACGAAUGGGACACGGACAUUUGCUCCGACCCAGAGACCUGCGCACCAAGCUGCGCACUCGACGGUGCCGACUACACGGGAACGUACGGGAUCACUGCCGACACGGACAGUUUGACACUCAAGCUCGUCACGAAAGGUUCUUACAGUACUAACAUCGGUUCUCGUGUCUACGUCAUGGAAUCCGACGACACAUACAAGGCAUACAAACUGUUGAACCAGGAAUUCACCUUCGACGUGGACGUCUCAAACCUCGACUGCGGCUUAAACGGAGCUCUCUACUUCGUCGACAUGGACACUGACGGCGGCAUGAGUCGAUUUUCCGGUAACGCCGCUGGAGCAAAGUACGGCACAGGCUACUGCGACGCUCAGUGUCCCCAGGACCUGAAAUUUAUCAGUGGUGAGGCUAACAUCCUCAACUGGACGGCUAGCGCUACUGACAGCAACUCGGGAACUGGUAAGUACGGCUCCUGUUGUGCUGAGAUGGAUAUCUGGGAGUCCAACAGCAUCAGUAACGCGUACACCUCCCACCCGUGA
This is a messenger RNA of Phytophthora nicotianae INRA-310, 765 nucleotides long. RefSeq lists its product as hypothetical. The record is from RefSeq and is a predicted model, not a curated record. Lineage: Eukaryota; Oomycota; Peronosporomycetes; Peronosporales; Peronosporaceae. Bases 1 to 765 code for a protein of 254 amino acids. Gene Ontology annotation, molecular function: hydrolase activity, hydrolyzing O-glycosyl compounds. The transcript has a single exon. Gene Ontology annotation, biological process: carbohydrate metabolic process.